AUGGAAACUGAAUCGGAGAGGGUCAACAAUGAAGCCACCAUCACCGCCGUCAAAGACAUGAGAGCUCGAUUGGAGAAUCGAAUUCGUAACGAACACGACGCUCACUUGGAUCUCCUUUCGUCUCUCCAAUCUACCACCGUUCCCGAUAUAAUCCCGUCGCUCGAUCUCUCUCUCCGUGUAAUCUCUUCUUUCACGAAUCGGCCUUUCGUCGCCACACCUCCUUUACCUGAACCCAAUUUGGAGAAGAAGCACCAUCCCAUUGCUAAACUACAAACCCAACAACAACGAGGUCAUGGCUCGAAAUCGAUGCUUAUCUCCACGAAACAGAGAGAUUCUGGUUCGGGAGCUGAAGCGGAUGGAUCGAGCGGGAGCCCCAGGGCGCUCGUGAGAGCGAUGGUGGCGGAGUGUUUGCUACAGAAAGUACCGUGGGAUUCGACGGAUUCGUCGAGUGUGCUAAGAAAGCUUGAGAAUGACAAGAACGCGAGGCUGGCUGAGAAGGCGGCUUUACGUGACCUAGGCGGAGAGCGUGGGCCGAUCCUCGCCGUAGAGAAUGCUCUUAGAUCGAUAUCGGAAGAUAACGGUUCGCUGGAACUGGAGGCGUUCGAAGUUGGUGGGAAUCCUCGAAUCAUGAUCUUGGCUAUUGAUCGAACCAGAUUGCUCAAAGAGUUACCGGAGAGUUUCCAGGGGAAUAGCAAACCGAGUCGGGUCGUAGAAACCCCUAAGCCGAUUGAGAUAUCUACACCUUCCGGCGGGUUUGGGGGUCCCGGGUCGAGUAAUUUCCAGAGACCACCGGAGAUGUGGCCAGGUGACCCGAAUAUGGGGUUUAGGCCGAUGAUGAGUGCACCUAGAGGGAUGGGAAUGAUGGGGAUGCAUCAUCCAAUGGGGAUGAUGGGUCGACCACCGCCGUUUCCGCUGCCAUUGCCUUUGCCGGUGCCGGCGAGUCAGAAGCUUAGAAGUGAGGAGGAUGAUUUGAAAGACGUUGAGGCUCUUCUUAGCAAGAAGUCUUUUAAGGAGAAGCAACAGUCGAAGACAGGUGAGGAGUUGCUUGACCUCAUUCAUCGUCCAACUGCCAAAGAAGCAGCUACAGCAGCUAAGUUUAAAAGCAAAGGUGGGUCACAGGUUAAGUAUUACUGUAGGUACUUAACUAAAGAGGAUUGCCGUCUUCAGUGUGGUUCCCACAUAGCCUGCAACAAGAGACAUUUCCGUCGUUUAGUCGCUUCACAUACCGACGUCAGCCUAGGAGAUUGUUCCUUUCUCGAUACUUGUCGUCACAUGAAGACUUGCAAAUAUGUGCAUUACGAGCUCGACAUGGCUGAUGCUAUGAUGGCUGGUCCAGAAAAGGCGUUGAAGCCUCUGCGUGCUGAUUACUGUUCCGAAGCUGAGCUUGGCGAGGCACAAUGGAUUAACUGCGACAUCCGUAGCUUCCGAAUGAACAUUUUGGGAACUUUUGGAGUUGUUAUGGCGGAUCCACCAUGGGACAUUCACAUGGAGCUUCCAUAUGGAACAAUGGGUGAUGACGAGAUGCGUACACUCAAUGUUCCUUCGUUGCAGACUGACGGUUUGAUUUUCCUCUGGGUCACUGGUCGUGCAAUGGAGCUAGGCCGCGAAUGUUUGGAGCUUUGGGGAUACAAGCGAGUGGAAGAGAUCAUAUGGGUAAAGACGAAUCAACUUCAACGUAUUAUUCGAACAGGAAGGACAGGUCACUGGCUCAACCACAGCAAAGAGCAUUGUCUGGUUGGAAUCAAAGGAAACCCAGAAGUGAACAGGAACAUUGAUACGGACGUGAUUGUUGCAGAGGUUAGAGAGACAAGUCGGAAGCCAGACGAGAUGUAUGCAAUGUUGGAGAGGAUCAUGCCAAGAGCAAGAAAACUUGAGUUAUUUGCCCGUAUGCACAAUGCUCAAGCCGGAUGGCUGUCACUUGGGAACCAGCUUAAUGGUGUCCGGUUGAUCAACGAAGGUCUUCGAGCUCGGUUUAAGGCGUCGUACCCAGAAAUAGAUGUUCAACCACCAUCACCACCAAGAGCCUCUGCAAUGGAGACAGACAACGAACCAAUGGCUAUUGACUCCAUCACUGCGUAG
This is a messenger RNA of Microthlaspi erraticum, 2079 nucleotides long. Lineage: Eukaryota; Viridiplantae; Streptophyta; Magnoliopsida; Brassicales; Brassicaceae. The record is from the annotation of a GenBank genome assembly.